Molecule: messenger RNA, 2690 nt
Organism: Astyanax mexicanus (Mexican tetra)
Lineage: Eukaryota; Metazoa; Chordata; Actinopteri; Characiformes; Acestrorhamphidae
Product: protocadherin gamma-A11-like
Exons: 3
Coding region: 16-2652 (878 amino acids)
Biological process (GO): homophilic cell-cell adhesion
Cellular component (GO): plasma membrane
Molecular function (GO): calcium ion binding
Source: RefSeq, a predicted model, not a curated record
CCUUGCUAAUGCGCAAUGUGUGAGAAGAAAGAAAGAGCCAUUUCUCGCAACAGUCUCGUCCAUUCUUUAGCUGUCUUAAACCUAAGGACUAUUUUUUUCAAGCUGGUAUUUGCUUUACUGCGUUGUUCGCUCCGGAAUAUCUUCAUUGAAUUCUGCAUGGAAGGUUAUGCAGUUAACCAUUGGUUUGGCUGGAAGAUGAGGUGGCAAGUAAUAUUAUGGCUUAUGUCUGUUGCCUAUCGCACAAUCGACUGUCAGAUCCGUUACUCCGUUCCAGAGGAGAUGAAGAAAGGCUCGUUGAUCGGCAAUGUAGCGCACGAUCUUGGUCUGGACUUGAAACGGCUCAGGGCCGGGCGCGCACGGAUUGUGACCGAACAGAGUACACAGUACGCAGAACUAAAAGCAGACAAAGGGAUUCUGGUGGUGAACGAGAGAAUAGACCGAGAGCAGCUUUGUGGCGAGACCACACCAUGUAGCUUCAGUUUCGAGAUAAUUCUCGAAGGUCCGAUGGAACUGCAUCAGGUUACGGUAGAAAUUAUUGAUAUAAAUGAUCAUUCGCCUGUAUUUCGUAAGAAUCAAAUGAACUUUGAAAUAAGCGAGUCCGCUACGCUUGGUUCACGCUUUGUUUUAGCAACCGCAGAGGAUCCGGACGUUGGACUAAACGCCCUUCAAAAUUAUAUACUAGCUAAAAACAAUAAUUUUGUUAUAAAGCAAUAUUCGAACCCAGAUGGCAGUAAAUAUGCAGAAAUGGUGCUGCAAAAACCUUUGGAUCGAGAAGAAAAUCCUCAGCUUUCACUAAAGCUGAUCGCGGUUGACGGAGGAAAUCCACAAAGGUCUGGCACUAUUAAUAUAGAUGUGACGGUGUUAGACGCGAAUGACAAUGCCCCAGUAUUCAGUCAGACCGUAUACAAAGCCACUGUUGUGGAAAACGCAGCAACUGACACAUAUAUUACUACAGUGAACGCAACUGAUGCAGAUAGCGGUUCUAACGGCGAAGUGUCGUAUGCAUUUUCCAACCUUAAAGAACAUUUAUCAGAAAUAUUUCGUAUCGAUGGACAUUCUGGCGUUAUAUCAGUUGCAGGUAAUGUUGAUUUUGAAAAAGAUAAGCGCUACGAAAUCAGAGUGGAAGUAAAGGACCAAGGCGGACUGACAGACACCAGCAAGGUUAUAAUUGAGGUAUCUGACGUCAACGAUAACACACCUGUCAUAAAUAUAAUGUCUUUUUCGAGUCCUGUGUCUGAAGAUUCACCUAUAGGUACGACGAUAGCCAUAAUCAAUGUUAAGGACGCUGACUCUGGGGAAAAUGGACAGAUUACGUGCACCAUAGAUAAUGGACUUCCUUUUAAAAUUAAAUCUACUCUUACGAAUUAUUACACAUUAGUGACAGACACAUUGCUUGACAGAGAGGCUAAGACGGAUUAUAACAUUUCUGUAACAGCUUCAGAUCGUGGAUCGCCAACUCUUUCCACCUCGAAAACGUUGCAUCUUCGUGUGUCUGACAUUAACGACAACCCCCCGAUAUUUGAACAGAAUGAGUAUCAUACUACGGUACCGGAAAAUAACGCACCAGGUACGUCGAUAUUUACUGUCAAUGCACGAGACUCGGACUGGAAUCAAAAUGCCAAAGUCUCUUAUUUCCUUGAAGAAAUGCAAAUCGGUGAGGAGACCGUGACAUAUUAUGUGUCAAUCAACGCUGACAACGGAGAAAUACGUGCAAUUCGACCAUUUGAUUAUGAACAAAUUAAACAGAUCAGAUUUACAGUAAAGGCUCAAGAUGGUGGCUCCCCUCCGCUCAGUAGCAAAGCAACAAUAACUAUCUCAAUUCAGGACCAGAACGACAACAAUCCUCAGCUUCUGUACCCAGUGCAGACUGGUGGCUCUGUGGUGGCUGAAAUUGUGCCUCGUUCAGCAGAGGUGGGAUAUCUCGUGACCAAAGUGGUGGCUGUUGAUGUGGACUCUGGACAGAAUGCCUGGCUCUCAUAUAAACUGCAGAAAGCUACAGACAGGGCGCUGUUUGAAGUGGGCUUACAGAAUGGAGAAAUAAGAACUGUGCGCCAGGUGACCGAUAAAGAUGCUGUGAAGCAGAAGCUCACUGUUGUAGUGGAGGACAACGGACAGCCCUCUCGUUCAGCUACAGUCAAUAUUAACGUGGCGGUGGCGGACAGUUUCCCUGAAGUGCUCUCGGAGUUCACUGACUUUACGCACGACAAGGAUUACAACGACAACCUGACUUUUUAUCUAGUCUUGGCCUUGGCUGUAGUUUCUUUUCUCUUCAUCGUGUCCAUUAUAGCCAUACUGUCAGUCAAAUGCUACAGAUGGAGACGUGAGAGGAUGUUCUACAAAUCCGGUGCCAAUCUGCCAGUUAUUCCAUAUUAUCCACCUCUUUACGCAGACAUAGGGGGGACAGGAACUUUACAGCAUGUGUAUAAUUAUGACGUCUGCAGGACGGCUGACUCCAGAAAGAGUGAUCUAAAACACAUGAGACCAACUCAGAGCAUCAUUAGUCUUGAUACAAAUGGAACACAGACUCUCACACAUGCGCAGAGGGAGAAGCUGAUUAUUGACGAUUUCGAAGAUCAGGUGAGACAAAUUAUUAUUAUUAUUAUUAUUAUUAUUAUUAUUAUUAUUAUUAUUAUUAUUAUUAUUAUUACCUAGUUUUUUAGUUGAUUAGUAAAGCUCUGGCCUUACUGAAU